Cercopithifilaria johnstoni is the source of this 249-nucleotide messenger RNA. Lineage: Eukaryota; Metazoa; Nematoda; Chromadorea; Rhabditida; Onchocercidae. The record is from the annotation of a GenBank genome assembly.
AUGUGUCGUGUCCCUACAGCAAAACUCACAUCAAUGGGCGGAUUGGCGCGUGUUCAGCAGUGUGCGAACUUUGCUUGGUCGAAGUUUGGUGUUGCAGUCGCAGUGGGUUUCUCGUCGUGGGAAUCGACAUGGUACGGGUUGCGUAGGUCAAGUAAGUGGGGUUUUGCGGAAGUAGGUCGAUUAAGAAAUACUACUAAUAUGGAUGGUGUAGUGGAAAGACGGGCAUGGUUUAUGUCUUUGUAUUUCUAA